Molecule: messenger RNA, 135 nt
Organism: Diversispora eburnea
Lineage: Eukaryota; Fungi; Glomeromycota; Glomeromycetes; Diversisporales; Diversisporaceae
Source: the annotation of a GenBank genome assembly
AUACAAUUUUCACCUGCUAUAAUUUCUAAAUUAUGUAAUAAUCCUAUUGAACGACCACAACCUACAGUUUCAAUAAAUACUCAUGCUUUUCAAAAGUGGACAAUGCCUAUUCCUCAAUUAAAUGAUAUUUAUAAA